AUGAGUGAGUCAGAAGAAGAUACAGUUCUUUUACGUAGUAUAGCAACUAAGGCCCAACAGUCAAUCACUGAUAAUGAUAAAGAUGAUCUUGAUAUGGAAGUCCUUACAAGAUCUCAUAAGAAAGUAUAUGAAGAUAAUGAUAGCCAUGACUCUGAAUCUAUUGGUGCUGCAGCAGCAUUUGAGGCUCUCAAGAAAUAUCACAAAGGUGAUAAAACCAAGAAAGAUAAGAAAGACCUUCAUAGUCAAUUUGUUGCAUCGGCGAUGUCUGAAAGUUUAAAAAUAUGGAAGAAAAAAAAAGCGAAGGGUGAAGAUGUUGGGAAAAAAGAUGAAGUUGUGGAACAUGCAGCCAAGAUGGCAAUUAAAAUGGUACAUAAAAGUGAAAAAAGUGAAUCAAGUUCAUCUUCUGUUUCUGAAGAACAUACUGAAGAAUCUCAUAGUAAAUUAUCCAAUAAUAACGCUGAACAAAAAAAUUCUCAAUCAUCUAAUGAUGAACCAAAUUCUGUUAGCUCUAUUCAACAGGAUGUAAAAGAAAUUAAUCAGGAUGAAUUGGAUGAAAAUACUAAAAGAAAGAAAAGUCUAGUAGCUUUGGCAACGGCCAAUCAUCAUGUAGGUGUACAUUUAAAAUGUAUAAGACCUACUGAAGACAUCUUUAAUCCAGAAGAUCCCAAAAUUAGAGAAGAUAUAAUUCGUAUGAUAAUUCAAUAUCUUUCGGAUGAAGGUUAUUCUGCGUCAAAGAUGACAAUAUACGAUGAGGCAAAUGUGAAAAGGCACGAAAGAGAGGAACAUGCUGCGGAUUUUAAACGCAUAAAGAAAGCAAUACUUGAUGGCGAUUGGGCUGAAGUAGAAAAGCUGUGUGCAAAACCUUUAGUGAAAAAUCAUAAAGGUAUUCUAUAUGCUGUGUAUAAACAACAAUAUUUAGAGUAUAUAGAACACCAGGAAACUCAAAAGGCAUUUACAUUUCUUAACAAAAGAUUAAAGCCUCUUGAAUAUCUUCAAACAAGACCAAAUGAAUUUAAAGAUUUAUGUUAUUUACUCACAGCAAAGGCUGUUCAUGACGCGCCUUCUUUCAAAAAUUGGGAAGGAAUUGGACCUGAAAGAGAAAAAUUAGCUGAACAAUUUCAAAUUAUGUUGAAUUAUGAGAAAACCGGUAAAAGUGGUUCCGUGCAUGUACCACCAAAUCGACUUCUUACUUUACUUCGCCAAGCUGUCGCAUAUCAAAUUGAAUUUUCACGCUAUCAUCCACGUGUGGCUCCAUGCGUAAAUACUUUAUUACAAGAUUACAGUAGUUUCGUUAUACCAAAUGCCAUACGUGCAACUUUGAGUGGACAUCUUGGCAAUGUUAAAUGUGUGGAAUUUAUUGGCGAAGAAGGUCGAGAGAUUGUUAGUGGGUCAAGUGAUAACACAUUAAGGAUAUGGGACACAGAAAGUUCCAAAUUUAUUAGAAGUUUAGAAGGUCAUGAAUCGCGUAUUUGGGAUGUUUCAUCCAAUAAAAAUGGAUCUAUUGUUUCAAGUGCCAGUGGAGAUGGCACUGUUAGAUUGUGGGAUAUGAAAACGAAUAAUUAUACGUGUACAUCAACGUUAGCCGAAAAUUCUGGAGAUGUUUAUACUGUUAAAUUUCAUCCCGGAGAAAAUCAUAUUGUAACAGGAGGAUAUGAUAAAAUCAUAAGAUUUUUUGAUGUUAAUACAGGACAAUUAAUAAAAAUGUUUACAGGACAUCAAUUGUCUGUAUCCAAAACAGUAUUUAAUCCUUUAGGUAAUUUGAUUAUUAGCGGGUCAAAGGAUAAUACAAUAAAAUUUUGGGAUAUUGUAUCAGGAUUGUGUAUAAGGACAAUUUCUUCGCAUUUAGGGGAGGUGACUUCAGUUGAAAUGAAUGCCAAUGGAACUUUACUACUAAGCAGUUCAAAAGACAACUCCAAUAGAUUAUGGGAUACUCGACCUAUCAAAAGAUUAAAAGGUCAUCAAAACACUUCAAAAAAUUUCAUUAGAUCAGGCUUUGUUAAUAAUUCAUUGAUUGUUGGGGGAUCAGAGAAGUUAAAAGGUCAUACAGGCAUGGUUUAUAAUGCUAUUUGGAAUCCUAAGCAAAGUUUAUUCGUUAGUUGUAGUGAUGAUAGAACUUUAAAAACAUGGUGGUAUGAUGAGAAUUUACCUUUAGAUUUAUAA
This is a messenger RNA of Entrophospora sp. SA101, 2160 nucleotides long. The record is from the annotation of a GenBank genome assembly. Lineage: Eukaryota; Fungi; Glomeromycota; Glomeromycetes; Entrophosporales; Entrophosporaceae.